This is a messenger RNA of Pogona vitticeps (central bearded dragon), 1408 nucleotides long. RefSeq names its product membrane-spanning 4-domains subfamily A member 15. NCBI's taxonomy places the organism in Eukaryota, Metazoa, Chordata, Lepidosauria, Squamata, Agamidae. The record is from RefSeq and is a predicted model, not a curated record.
UUCUCAUCCUCCAGGCAGUGAGGGAAUGAUUGGGACAUUUCCUGGCAAUGUAAUAAAGUCAGCCUCUUAAGCUUUCUGGCCAAGAGGUAAGAAAGCCCCAGAGAAAGAGAUCACUGAAGAGAGACCACCAUACCCUUAGGCCACAUCUUUUUCGCUGAAUCUGCCAACGGGGACAGCCGCCUUCAUUCUGGACCCUCUCAGAGCUUUGCUCAGUACCAAGACACUUUGAAGUAUGUCAGAGGCUGGAAUGCUACUGCAGAAAUUCCUCCGGGGACAUCCCAUAGUUUUUGGGGCUCUUUUGAUGCUGAUUGGGCUGUUCCAGGUGGCCUUUGGAAUCGUCUUGUUCUUCUUCCCUUGUGUCUACAGGGAUGAACUGGGCACCCAUUUCUAUUCAGCCGCACUGCUGAUCCUGGCAGGCAUCCUCACCCUUGCAGCAGAUAAAGCCAACAGCUUAUGUCUGGUGAAAGCCUGCCUUGUCAUAUAUAUUGUCUGCGUAAUCGUGGUGGCAGUGAUCAACAUUUUCUACCUGAUAGAUUUACUGUAUGACCCCGUUAACAGGAAUAUCAGAUGUUCUAGAACAGAUCCUUUUUGUGAAAUGCUGCAUCAGAUUGCGGUUUGUUGUGCAGGCGUACGUGGCAUUGUCCUAGUUUUAACUUCUCUCGGAUUCUUUAUUGGUGUCUCUAUGGCAGCCUUCGGAUGCAAAGCUGUGUGUCGCCAGAGCUUAGAGGACGAUAAUGUGCCCAUUGCUGGAUCAAGGCAUUUUCCCAGUUCAACUGAAGUAGUCAGAGAGAUUCAGUCCUAAGAAGUUUGCUCGUGGAUCUGAAUCCUAAGCACCUGGAACUGGAAGAACCUCAUAACACAGCUGUCCCGACUCGUCCCUUUCCACCUGCUUCACGAAUACACGGAGGAAUUUUGUGCUUCCCUGUCUUCUGCUAACCUGCUGUUUGCCAAACUCCUGGGCCCAAACAUUACAUGGUCCCCAUGCUGUAUUUUUAACAUUAACCCGCCUUUCUGAAAUGUAAGCUUUGAAAGGCAGGUGAGUGCAUUAAACUACGACAGUGCACUUGCAGCUCACAGAAACCCUAGAAUUGCUUUACGAUGGCCAUGUGUAAAGUCAAAUGUAAUUUCCCUUCUUUGCUUUUAAAGAACUAUCUUACAACCGCAAACACUGCAUGUAGCACAUGAGGCUUUUUUUUGUUUGUUUUCAGGGGGCUUGUGUGUGUGUGGGUCUCCUCAUUUUAUUUCCUGUCCUAACAUGCUUUGAUGUAGCCAGAGGUCUUUUGCAGAAAGCACAAUACUAACCUAUUUAAAAUGCUGUCCUAUGCAGUUUUACUCAGAGGUGAACAAUAAAUAAAUAAAAUCAAAAGGCUGCUGUUGCCGCAACACAACAAAGGGUUUUCCAAUAGGA